Messenger RNA from Perkinsus marinus ATCC 50983, 1027 nucleotides. RefSeq lists its product as hypothetical. The transcript has 5 exons. Lineage: Eukaryota; Perkinsozoa; Perkinsida; Perkinsidae. The record is from RefSeq and is a predicted model, not a curated record. The coding region runs from base 35 to 1027 and encodes 330 amino acids.
AUGUCUCGCAUGCUUACCCGACUCGGGUUUACUCAUGGUCUUUAUCAUCCCUACACUGGAACCGUCCUCUGCCGCAUCUAUAGUGACCGAGUAUGCCUGCAAGACGCUACUGCACUCUGAUGCUUUGAGUGGAACGUUGGUGUCGCGGGUUUUGGUGCUUGAUGCUAGUAGCCCACACUGGCAUAUACAGCAUGUGAGGUGCUUCUACCGUGUCAAGCAUCUACCAGCUCUUCUGGUACUUGACAAGGAAGGGAACACCGUACUGGAGGCGUGUGGAGAGAGCGAUAUCCUACAGAUUGAGUCGUUACGGGCAAUACAGGAGGAAUAUAAUAACCUUCGAUUGUCACAGAAUACACAACUCGAGGAGAAAGCCGAUUCUUAUCAAGAAGCUUGGAAAUGGGUAAACUCUCAGGGGUUUAAUCUUCUCUGCUUCGAUGUUGAUGGGACCAUAACUACAUCAAAUAUUAAUACUACAUUGGCCGUUGGCGUGACGGAAUUCAUCUCUAAUAUACGUCCUGGAACACGAGUGGCACUUGUCACCAAUCAAGGUGGUGUGGGUCUGCGGUACUGGAUGGAAUCAGGGCAUUUCGGUAAACCAGGCAAUCUUCCUGAUGAAGCGAAGGUUCAGACAAGGUUAUCGAAGAUAAGGGAUCAACUCCUUGAAAUUAACCCUAGUUUGGCCAUCAGGAUCUUCGUUGCGUAUAGAUAUCAGAGUAAAGCGGACCCGAGUAGCGGUAAAUCUGCUAACUGGGGUCCUUGUCCAGUAGAAUCAGCACGAGAUGAGAGAUGGAGUAAAGAAUGGAGGAAGCCGAAUCCAGGGAUGCUGCAGGCUGCCAUGCAAUGGGCCGGUGCUUCUCGGCUGGGUACCUUGAUGGUUGGGGACAUGCAAUCCGAUAAGGACGCUGCCGAAGGUGCUGGUGUAAUCUUCCGCUGGGCUCCUGAGUUCUUCAUAAAGGGUAUCGAGCUCCCGCAAAUUGCUGAUGUGGGAACUAUAGUCGAUGAGAAGUUCUCAUCGGCAAGCCUCUGA